This is a messenger RNA of Petromyzon marinus (sea lamprey), 1623 nucleotides long. RefSeq names its product ssu-2 homolog (gene SSUH2). The record is from RefSeq and is a predicted model, not a curated record. Lineage: Eukaryota; Metazoa; Chordata; Hyperoartia; Petromyzontiformes; Petromyzontidae.
AAUGUCGCCUCCCCCUCCCACGCAUGCCUGGCUUGCAAGCUCUCUUUAAACCGGCAUGGGAUGGUGCCUUGAGAUCGCAUUCCUGCAAAGUGAGCCUUGAGAUCGCGUUCCUGCAAAGUGAGCCUCGAGUCUAGAAGCAAAACGUUAUCGGUGCUUCGGCUGUCUGCUGUCGCUAGCUUGUUAAAGACUGAAGGGCGCUUUUUAGUUGCUCCAUACAUUUUGCUGCUGCUGCUGCUGCUUUGUUUGCUGUAUUCUUUGUCCGACCAGAGCAACAUGGAGCACGACAAAUUAGUUGGGCAAGGCUACAACUAUGGGGCUCCAUCCAUGGCUGCCUAUCCACCAACAUUUGGCUCGCAGGACCCGAUGACAGGAGAAGCGGCAGGUCUUCCAUCCAUGCCUUCGGCGCCGUCGGCACCCCCGCCAAACAUGCCCGGCUACGAGGGGACACCCAUGGGCCCUGACCACAAUGUGCCACCACCUGAUGGGAUGCUGCCAAAGCCGGGUCCACGGCCCAAUGGCCCUCCGCAGACCUACAGCAUCCCGGCCAUCAGCGAGGAGGAGGCAAAGGAGGCGCUGAUGCAGUUUGUCUCUUCGAAGUGCUGCUACAGCAAGGAGCCUGUGAAUGGCAUGGUCUUCACCGAGCUCCUCCCGCACAACACCUACCGGUAUCAUCUGGAGACUUUCACCGAAGAGCGGACCACAGCCUGGGAACACGAGCCGUUCAGCGGGAACCCGUCGGAAGCUGUCCAUUAUGAACCAGCCCCUCUGCCGUGGGACAUCUUGGUCAAUACACCGAGCAUGUUCACUCCGGACAAGAAAAAAGUGCCUGUUCCCAACACAUCUUCUAUUCGGCCUUGCAACGACUGCCUUGGCAUGGCACGCAAGCCGUGCUCAAAGUGCACAGCCCUUGGAAGAGUGACUUGCUGGCAGUGCAAUGGGAGUGGUCGCAGAAUGGGAGAUGAGAUGUGCACGCAUUGCAGUGGGCAGGGUAGAACAAGGUGCAUGACUUGCAGUGGAACUGGCCAGUGCUCCUGCCACACCUGUGUAGGGAAGGGCCAGCUCAAGUUCUUCAUCUCGCUCACUGUCAAGUGGAAAAAUGAGCUUUAUGAAUACGUGGCCGAUGAGCAGACUGGGUUUCCAACAAAACUCUUCAAGGAAGCCAUUGGGCAGCAACUCUUUGUGGACGAGCAGCCGUUGCUGUGGCCCUUGAUAGGAUUCCCAGACCCUGGGAUAACGCAGGCCUCUCAGAAUGCCAUUGCCGAGAUGCAGACCAAGUUCCGCACCUGCCGCAUCAUCCGCCAGCGACACAGGGUGGACCUCAUCCCACUGACGAAGGUCGUGUACGACUGGAAGGGGAUCAGCUACGACUACUUUGUGUAUGGCACUGAGAAGAAGGUGUAUGCACCAAACUACCCUGCCAAAUGCUGCUGUUGUGCCAUCCUUUAAUUCACACGGUAGCCAAGUGUCCAUUGUGUAUAGUUUGUUAUCCUUCGUUUAGCACAUUCGCUUUCGUGAGCAAUAUCCAUAAUAGAGAUAUUUUUUGGGUUAGAUCGCGUAAAUAUAUAAAUGUGUCGUUAAAACCCGCGAACACCCGACACAGCCAACUAGUAAGGGUUGUCACGU